Messenger RNA from Hypoxylon fragiforme, 1074 nucleotides. RefSeq lists its product as uncharacterized. The record is from RefSeq and is a predicted model, not a curated record. The transcript has 5 exons. NCBI's taxonomy places the organism in Eukaryota, Fungi, Ascomycota, Sordariomycetes, Xylariales, Hypoxylaceae. The coding region runs from base 1 to 1074 and encodes 357 amino acids.
AUGGGUUAUGUGGAAUUCCCUCUCACGCCCGUAUGCCGCAGGCUACUGAUCGCCUUCUGCAUUAUUGAAACGAUAAUGCUUUGCGCCCUGGCACUGCGAAUUGCAUCGCGUGUAGUUCAGAGAGUCAAGUCGUACGGGGAAGAUAUUCUCAUAGUCUUCGCUGCUGUAGAUGUCACGGCAAUGCUUGUGCUAUUUGGAUUUUUGAUAAAGGCCGGCGAAGGGCACCCUGAUUCAGAGCUUGUGGUGAAUUAUACCUUCAGGGGAAAGGUACUCAUAGCCGAGGCAUUUCUCUAUAUUUUCGGAGUCGUAUGCGCCAGACUUGGGGUCUUUAUCUUCUAUCUAAGAGUCUUUCCCAACCAGACAUUCCAAUUACUUACUAAGGGUUUUAUGGUCAUCUCGACGUGUCUCGUUAUCGCCAACGGACUUUGGGGCGUUUUCACCUGCAAACCCGUGAGCUUGAGCUGGGACCUAACGGUGACUGGGGAGUGCGACGACACUAUGGCUCCUUAUGCUGCGGCGACCAUCGUGAGCAUCGUCUCCGAUGUUGUUUCUAUCAUAUUACCUCUGCCGCUGAUAUGGCGACUACAAAUGAAGCGAAGCAAUAAGAUCAGCCUAACCUGCUUAUUUGCCGUUGGGUUGAGCACUGCGUCUUUGGCUUCAUGGCGCUUUUAUGUGCUAUACCAUCCGACAGCUGAUCUUCGAGCAAUCAUUAUUUCCGCGGCGGCACUGGAAAUCGAAAUGGUAAUAAUCUGCUCGAGUGUGCCUAUAAUCUAUCCCUUGCUUCUACGGAAAAGCCAGAAAUUAGGCGGCGGCCGUUGGGAGAAGUUUCGACAGACAAAGGGCCCCACGUCUCGGGUCAUUCGCACAUUUGGAUCAUCCACCCGGCAAGAGAGGAAUUUUGACCGGCUGGACAGUUUGAUGAAUUCUACAGUCGCAACGUAUGAGCUCGACAUGGCAUCUUCUAGGGCGGUACCCGGUACUGGUAUUGGGUUCACCGAGGAGUGGUCAGUGGUUGGCACUUCCAAAGUCGAUAAACUUCAUGUUGGUGAUAGAUCCGCAUUGCAGGAUGCUUAA